CGCGGCCCUUGCCCGUUUCCAGUAUGGCCGCCCGCCGUGCUUGACCCGCGGCCUCCCCGCUCCGGGCUCCUGGCAGGCGAUGCCGAGGCCGAGGCCGUGACUGACACGCUCGCUCACACGCACGCACGGACCCGGUCCCACGCUCGGAACCCGAGCUCUCGUCUCCGGCCCCGCAGCCAGAACCCGGACCACGGCUCCCGCGCCGCAGCCUCGCCGAGAAGGGCCGCGCCGGACCCGGACGGCGAGCGCGGCGGCCCCCGGCCGGCAGACAUGGGGAAGCGGGCGGGAGGAGGAGCAGCUGGAGCCGCCGCCGCCUCCUCGUCCUCCGGGGCCGGGCUGGAGCCCGCGGCCGGCCGCAGCGGGGGCCCGCGGAGCGCGGCCGCCGGCCUCCUGGGCGCGCUGCACCUGGUCAUGACCGUGGUGGUGGCCGCGGCGCGGGCCGAGAAGGAAGCAUUCAUUCAGUCCGAGAGUAUAAUAGAAGUACUACGUUUUGAUGAUGGAGGACUACUACAGACUGAGACAACACUUGGACUCAGUUCAUAUCAACAAAAAAGUAUAUCUUUGUACCGUGGGAACUGUAGGCCCAUACGAUUUGAGCCACCAAUGCUGGAUUUCCAUGAACAGCCAGUUGGAAUGCCAAAAAUGGAAAAAGUCUACUUGCAUAAUCCUAGUUCUGAAGAAACUAUCACUUUAGUAUCCAUAUCUGCUACAACAUCACAUUUUCAUGCAUCAUUUUUUCAAAAUAGAAAAAUUCUUCCAGGAGGAAAUACAUCGUUUGAUGUAGUUUUUCUUGCAAGAGUAGUAGGAAAUGUAGAAAAUACUUUAUUUAUUAAUACAUCUAAUCAUGGGGUAUUUACUUACCAGGUAUUUGGUGUUGGAGUUCCAAAUCCAUAUCGGUUAAGGCCGUUCCUGGGGGCCAGGGUCCCUGUGAACAGCAGCUUCUCCCCUAUAAUAAACAUACACAAUCCUCACAGCGAGCCUUUACAGGUGGUAGAAAUGUACUCAAGUGGAGGAGACCUUCACCUAGAACUCCCGACAGGUCAACAAGGAGGUACCAGGAAAUUAUGGGAAAUUCCUCCUUAUGAAACCAAGGGAGUGAUGCGAGCCAGUUUUUCAUCGAGAGAAGCUGAUAAUCACACAGCCUUUAUAAGAAUAAAGACCAAUGCUUCAGACAGCACAGAGUUUAUCAUUCUUCCUGUUGAGGUUGAAGUUACAACAGCUCCUGGAAUAUAUUCCUCCACGGAAAUGUUGGAUUUUGGCACACUACGAACACAAGAUCUACCAAAAGUUUUAAAUCUUCAUUUAUUAAAUUCAGGAACAAAAGAUGUACCAAUAACAAGUGUUCGACCUACACCACAAAAUGAUGCUAUAACCGUAUACUUUAAACCGAUUACGUUAAAAGCUUCUGAAAGUAAAUACACCAAAGUUGCCAGCAUUAGUUUUGAUGCAUCCAGAGCAAAAAAACCAUCGCAGUUUUCUGGGAAAAUAACUGUUAAAGCAAAGGAAAAGAGUUAUUCUAAACUUGAAAUACCAUAUCAAGCAGAAGUUUUAGAUGGUUACUUGGGGUUUGAUCACGCGGCCACGCUGUUUCACAUCCGGGAUAGCCCUGCUGAUCCUGUGGAAAGGCCGAUCCACCUGACCAACACCUUCAGCUUCGCCAUCCUUAUUCACGAUGUGCUGCUCCCAGAAGAAGCCAAAGCAAUGUUUAAAGUUCACAACUUCAGCAAACCAGUCUUAAUUCUCCCUAAUGAAUCAGGAUACAUUUUCACCCUGUUUUUUAUGCCCUCCACAUCAUCUAUGCACAUAGACAACAACAUUUUACUUAUUACCAAUGCUUCUAAAUUUCAUUUACCUGUGCGGGUUUACACAGGCUUUUUAGAUUACUUUGUACUGCCCCCCAAAAUAGAAGAGCGAUUCAUCGAUUUUGGAGUGUUGAGUGCAACAGAAGCAAGCAGCAUUUUAUUUGCAAUUAUAAACAGCAACCCAAUUGAGCUGGCUAUAAAAAGUUGGCAUAUCAUAGGAGAUGGUUUAUCAAUAGAACUUGUUGCUACUGAGAGAGGCAAUAGAACUACAAUAAUUGCAAAUCUUCCAGAAUUGGAAAAAUCCUCUUUAUCUGACCAGUCAUCAGUAAUAUUGGCAUCAGGCUAUUUUGCGGUGUUUAGAGUCAAACUCACUGCAAAAAAACUAGAAGGGAUCCAUGAUGGAGCCAUACAGAUAACAACAGACUAUGAGAUCCUGACGAUCCCUGUGAAGGCUGUGAUUGCGGUGGGCUCACUGACCUGCUUCCCCAAGCAGAUGAUCCUUCCUCCUUGCUUUCCAGGAAAGACAGUACAUCAGAGUUUAAAUAUCAUGAAUUCCUUCUCACAGAAGGUAAAGAUACAACAGAUACGAUCUUUGUCAGAAGAUGUGCGGUUCUACUACAAACGAUUACGGGGCAACAAGGAAGAGUUGGAGCCUGGAAAAAAAUCAAAGAUUGCAAACGUCUAUUUUGAUCCUGGACUGCAGUGUGGGGAUCACUGCUAUGUUGGCUUGCCUUUUCUUUCCAAAUCUGAACCCAAACUACAGCCAGGGGUAGCCAUGCAGGAAGAUAUAUGGGAUACUGACUGGGAUUUGCAUCAAAGCCUGUUCAAAGCAUGGAUGGGGAUAAAGGAAAAUUCUGGUCAUAGACUGAGUGCUGUAUUUGAAGUCAAUACUGACCUCCAAAAAAAUAUCAUAUCCAAAGUUGCUGCUGAGCUCUCCUGGCCUUCCAUACUCGGCUCGCCCCGGCACUUGAGGUUUCCACUGACUAAUACAAACUGUUCUUCAGAAGAAGAGAUUACUUUAGAAAACCCUGCAGAUGUUCCUGUCUAUGUUCAGUUUAUUCCCCUGGCUUUAUAUUCCAAUCCUUCCAUCUUUGUGGAUAAGUUAGUGUCAAGGUUUAACUUGAGUAAAGUGGCCAAGAUGGAUUUGAGAACACUCGAAUUCCAAGUCUACAGAAAUAGUGCUCAUCCACUGCAGAGUUCAACGGGAUUUACAGAGGGCCUCUCUCGACAUUCAGUUUUAAACCUGAUUUUGAAACCCGGAGAGAAGAAGUCUGUGAAAGUGAAAUUUACUCCAGUUCAUAACAGAACUGUGUCCUCGCUAAUCAUAAUUAGGAAUAACCUGACCGUGAUGGAUGCUGUGAUGGUCCAAGGACAAGGAACAACGGAAAAUUUGAGGGUGGCGGGCAAGCUUCCAGGUCCAGGAAGUUCCUUGCGCUUUAAAAUCACGGAAGCAUUGUUAAAGGACUGUACAGAUAGUUUAAAGCUCAGAGAACCAAAUUUCACUUUGAAAAGAACAUUUAAAGUGGAGAAUACAGGACAACUUCAAAUUCGUGUAGAAACCAUUGAAAUCAGCGGCUACUCCUGUGAGGGAUACGGCUUCAAAGUUGUCAAUUGUCAAGAAUUUGCAUUAAGUGCCAAUGCCUCUAGAGACAUAGUCAUACUGUUUACUCCUGAUUUCACCGCGUCUAGAGUUAUCCGCGAGCUGAAGUUUGUAACAAGUAGUGGUUCUGAGUUUGUGUUUAUAUUGAAUGCAUCCCUUCCGUACCACAUGUUAGCAGCCUGUGCAGAAGCCUUGCCCAGACCCAACUGGGAGCUGGCUCUGUACAUCAUCAUCUCAGGAAUCAUGAGUGCACUCUUCCUUUUGGUCAUUGGGACGGCCUACUUGGAAGCUCAAGGAAUUUGGGAGCCAUUUCGAAGGCGACUUUCCUUUGAGGCGUCGAACCCGCCCUUUGAUGUGGGAAGGCCGUUUGAUCUCAGGAGAAUCGUUGGCAUUUCACCUGAAGGAAACUUGAAUACACUCGGCUGUGACCCUGGUCACAGUAGGGGAUUUUGUGGCGCAGGUGGCUCUUCAUCCCGACCGAGCGCAGGGAGUCAUAAACAGUGUGGCCCGUCAGUCCACCCACACAGUAGCCACAGCAGUAGGAAUUCAGCUGAUGUGGAAAAUGUCAGAGCCAAAAACAGUUCCAGUACCUCUGGUAGGACUACUGCACAAGCAGCUUCCACGCAGUCAGCAAGCAAAGCAAGUGCCCUGGUCUUGGAUUCUAAUGCAACUACCCAGGGACAUGCAGUGGGCAGAAAGUCCAAAGGGGCCAAGCAGAACCAGCACAGCGGCCACCAGCACAGCCACAGCCCGCUGGAGCAGCACUCCCAGCCACCACCGCCAGUGCCUCAGCACCAGGAGCCACAGCCUGGGAGGCUGUCUCCUGCCCCCCUCGCACACCCUUCCCACCCAGAACGUGCCAGCAGCCCAAGGCACAGCUCAGAGGACUCAGACAUCACUAGUCUCAUAGAAGCCAUGGACAAAGACUUGGACCACCAUGACUCACCGACCCUAGAAGUGUUUACAGAGCAGCCUCCAUCACCGUUGUCAAAAAGCAAAGGGAAAGGAAAAGCUGUUCAACGCAAGGUGAAGCCACCUAAGAAGCAGGAGGAAAAGGAGAAGAAGGGAAAGGGCAAGCCCCAGGAAGAGGAGCUGAAGGACUCUCUGGUGGACGAUGACAGUUCCUCCACCACCACAGAGACCUCCAACCCUGACACAGAGCCGCUGCUCAAGGAGGAUACAGAAAAGCAAAAGGGAAAACAAGCCAUGCCUGAAAAACAUGAAAAUGAAAUGUCUCAAGUGAAGCAGAAAAGCAAAAAACUCUUAAAUUCUAAGAAAGAAAUCCCAACAGAUGUGAAACCCAGUUCUUUAGAAUUAUCCUAUACUCCUCCAUUGGAAAGUAAGCAACGUAGAAAUCUCCCAACCAAAAUUGCUCUCCCAACUGCAUUAACAAGUGGAUCCAAAUCACGAAAUUCCCAGAAAACAAAAGGUACAAAUAAAUUGGUGGAUAGGCCACCUGCCCUAGCCAAAUUCCUCCCAAAUAGUCAAGAACUAGGCAACACCAGUAGCUCAGAGGGUGAAAAAGACUCUCCUCCACCCGAGUGGGAUUCCGUGCCCGUUCACAAACCUGGCAGCUCUACUGAUAGUCUUUAUAAACUUUCUCUGCAAACACUCAACGCAGACAUUUUCUUGAAACAACGCCAGACCUCACCAACACCUGCCUCUCCAUCUCCCCCGGCUGCCCCCUGCCCGUUUGCAUCCCGGGGCAGUUACAGCAGCAUUGUCAACAGCAGCUCCAGCAGUGACCCUAAAACAAAGCAGCCAACCGGAAGCAAGCACAAAUUGACAAAAGCAGCCUCACUUCCUGGGAAGAACGGCAACCCCACCUUUGCUGCUGUCACAGCUGGUUAUGACAAGAGCCCCGGUGGAAAUGGCUUUUCUAAAGUUUCUUCAAACAAAACAGAUUUCCCCAGUAGCCUUGGCAUAUCACACAUUCCGGUGGACAGUGACGGCUCAGACAGCUCGGGUUUGUGGAGCCCUGUCAGCAACCCAAGCAGCCCCGACUUCACACCCCUCAAUUCAUUCUCGGCCUUCGGAAAUUCUUUUAACCUAACUGGUGAAGUUUUCAGCAAGCUUGGCUUAUCUCGGUCAUGCAAUCAGGCCUCACAGAGGAGCUGGAGUGAGUUUAACAGUGGCCCUUCCUACCUCUGGGACUCUCCGGUGACAGACUCCAGCCCUUCCUGGCCAGCCAGUUCCAGCUCCCCGACCCACACAGCCACUUCCAUCCUGGGCAAUGCCAGCAGCUGGUGGUCCACCACUCCAUUCAGCAACUCCAUUUGGUCCAGCACCCUCAACAGCACCCUCCCUUUCACCACUCCAGCGAACACACUGUCAAGUAUUGGCCUCAUGGGCACUGAAAACUCAGCUGCUCCCCACACAGCAUCUGCCUCCAGCCCAGCAGACGACCUGGCACAGACCUACAACCCGUGGCGGAUAUGGAGCCCCACAAUCGGGAGAAGGAGCUCUGACCCUUGGUCUAACUCACAUUUCCCUCAUGAGAAUUAAAUUUAGGUGGCCCCUCCUCUGGAUCAUGAUAUGCCAGUUUUGAGACAUCUUUUUUCCGGCUCUUUCUGCUGUAACUUCCCUCUCCCCACCCACCCUCAUCUUUGCAAAACAGACUCAAGCAGGGCAGGCUUGCACCACUCGCUUCUUUCAGAUCUUUUUUGCAAUUAUGAUGAUGAGAUUUGCUGUUGUGCUUUUAGAAAACAGUCUGGACUCAGCCACAAACUCUUAAGACCUAUUCAUCUGAAAACCUUAACUGUUACCACGUCUCCACCACCUGUCUUCUUCCUUGCUUUAUCUGUCUAAACACAAAUUUGACAUUACAGCUGAGGAAGUAAUUCGAGUUGAUUCAGAAGUCCUGGCAUGUGACAAUUUUAUCAAAUUACCAAAUUUGGUUUUUAAUGAUUUCACAAUAUUAUGCACCAAGAUCUAAUUUUAAAAAUGUAUGAGGACUUUGUGCUGAAAAUAGAGUAUUUUUUUAAAUAAGGCUGUCUUGGUUUAAAAGCAAACUACAGAAAUGUCAGUCAACAUGAGAACAGUGAGUUAAGGGAACACCGUUCGGUGGAGACCAUAUGCAUUUUCUGUGCUGUUUGUACUUGAGGUAUGUAACAUUUGUAUACCUGAAUUUAUUUUAAAGAUGAAAUGCACAUAACCACAUCUUGAGAUACAAGAUCAAAUGUGUGUUUCUUAAAAACUACAACCUUGUGUUGUACUUUGAAAUAAAUGAUGCUUUUUUCAAAA
Messenger RNA from Ochotona curzoniae (black-lipped pika), 6645 nucleotides. RefSeq names its product transmembrane protein 131 (gene TMEM131). The transcript has 42 exons. Gene Ontology annotation, cellular component: membrane. The record is from RefSeq and is a predicted model, not a curated record. The coding region runs from base 271 to 5907 and encodes 1878 amino acids. Lineage: Eukaryota; Metazoa; Chordata; Mammalia; Lagomorpha; Ochotonidae.